Mytilus trossulus (common blue mussel) is the source of this 3922-nucleotide messenger RNA. RefSeq names its product activated CDC42 kinase 1-like. Lineage: Eukaryota; Metazoa; Mollusca; Bivalvia; Mytilida; Mytilidae. The transcript has 15 exons. The record is from RefSeq and is a predicted model, not a curated record. Gene Ontology annotation, biological process: protein phosphorylation. Gene Ontology annotation, molecular function: protein binding; protein tyrosine kinase activity; ATP binding. Bases 165 to 3533 code for a protein of 1122 amino acids.
UAUGUAACUUCGUCUAAUAAGUCAUCUUUUGUUUUCUUUGGUGAUAAAAUGGCGACUUAAUUUGUUUAACAUGGAUAAAAUACGAUAAUCAUAGAUAAAAAAAAGACCUUUAUUGAUCUUUGUGUAAUAAAUAUGUUUUGAAAAAAAAGGAUAAUAAGUCUACAAUGAAAGGAACGAAGGUUAAAUCAAAAGAAAAGAAGUCUGUUUCUGAAAGUUUGAAGCCAUCUGAAGAUGACACCAUGAACGAAGAUGAAGGACAGGAAUGGCUGUAUGAUUUAUUGACAGAGGUCCAGUUGAACCAGUUCUAUACCAAACUAAGAGAUGACUUACAAGUCACCAGACUUGGUCAUUUUGACUAUGUCAAGACAGAAGACUUGGAGAAGAUUGGUUUGGGUAAACCUGCCAUCAGGAGGCUGAUAGAUGCUGUCAAGAAAAAAAAAGCUACAAGAAGAUCAAGAUUGUUUGACAAAAUUCUUCCUGGAGGAAAAACAGCUACAGAUAAAUCUGAUGGAAAGAAAGUUAAUUCUCCUGUUGCUAAGGGUAACCAAGACCAAGUGUUGACAUGUCUGAUCAGUGAGAAAUCAUUGUUUCUCCAAGAAAAACUCGGCAAUGGUUCUUUUGGAGUUGUCCGUAAGGCAGAAUGGACCACACUUACAGGAAAAAAGAUAGUAGCUGUGAAAAUUUUAAGAAAAGAUGUGCUGGCCCUUCCAGGUGCUUUUGAAGACUUUGUAAAGGAAGUAAAUGCCAUGCAUACAUUAUCUCAUCCAAACUUGAUAAGACUGUAUGGGAUUGUGUUAUCAACUCCUCUCAUGAUGGUAACAGAGUUAGCUCCCCUUGGCUCUAUGUUAGAGAGACUACACAAGGAACAGGAGAAGAUAUUGUUAUCCAGUCUUUGUGAUUACGCUAUACAGAUAGCGACGGGAAUGAGUUAUCUAGAAUCCAAACGUUUUAUUCACAGAGAUCUGGCUUGCAGGAAUGUUUUAUUAUCCCCUCCAGAUAAGGUGAAAAUAGGAGAUUUUGGAUUAAUGAGAGCUUUACCAAACCAAGAGGACCAUUAUGUUAUGUCUGAUCAGAAGAAGAUUCCAUUUGCAUGGUGUGCUCCUGAAAGUUUAAAGAUCCGUGUGUUUUCUCACGCCAGUGAUACCUGGAUGUUUGGUGUUACUUUGUGGGAGAUGUUUACAUAUGGUGCAGAGCCGUGGAUGGGAUACAAUGGUUCUCAGAUCCUUCAUAUGAUUGAUGUAGAAGGGAAGCGACUCCAGCGACCUAACCAUUGUCCAAAUGAUAUUUACCAGUUGAUGUUACAAUGUUGGUCAUACAAGCCACAAGACAGACCCACUUUUCCUGCUCUUAAAGAUUUUCUCUGUGAGGUCAGACCACAAGAUGUGAAAGUUGUGCAGUCUUUUAGUGAAGAAGGAAAACUGAAAGUAGAUGAGGGAGAUUAUAUCACUAUUCUAGAUGGCAGGCCAGACUGUUAUUGGUGGAAAGGACAAAACAAGCGAUCACUUGAAGUUGGCAUGUUUCCAAGACAGUGUGUUGAUCCACAGAGAAAAUUAGCUCAGACAGAUAUUAGUAAACCACUAAAGAACAGUUUUAUACAUACUGGUCAUGGUGAUCCUGGAGGAAAGUCAUGGGGAAGUCCUACAGAGAUUGAUGAAGUUUACUUGAGGAACCCUAUGGAGCCUCCAGAUCUUCAUGGUCCAGCUGAAAACCUAAAACCAACCCAUCUUCCUGACAGAAAUAAAAAAUCUUUUACCAUCAACUCAUCCAAGUUAUUUAAUUAUUCAAAGCUGGUGAAUGACGGUGAUGAUAGUCCAGUCAAAAGAAAAUCUUCUCAUCAUAGAGCGACGGCUAUUGUGGCGGCAACAAGCAUUCCUAACCCUUCCAAUGCUCAAUCAACAAAGCAUCCAAUUGAUGACCAACCAUUGAUAGACUUGAGUGAGGAUAGUGAAAAAAUUGAUACGACAUUAUCAAAACAGGAGGCGCCAAGCUCUUUGUGUCUGCUAGAUUCAUUAAUAAAUUCAAAUCCUUCUCAUUAUGGAAAUCUAGAACUUCAAAAACCAUUGUUAGACAAUAAAAAUGAUCCAUUUGAUAUUACUUCCCCUUAUCGUAGCUCUUAUUCAGUGGGAUAUCCUGUUCCUAGGCAACAGUCUGACAGCCCAUCAAAACAAAGACAACCAAUUGUUUACAGCCGUAAUCAUUCUCAAGAUGAUAAAACAAAAAAGACUGUUAAUGUUGAUUCUUCAACAGCGUCACCUGGUGAUGUGCUGCCACCUAUACCGCCAAGGGGAGUAAAACUAUUACCUCCAACGUCAACUCAUUUAACAGACAAAGGUCAAUCAUAUUAUUCAUUACCACCUAAUGAGGAUUCAGAUCACUUGUAUAAAAACACGUCCAAUCAGUCACUUCAUUCCUCAACAGUCCAUGUGGUUAAGCCACACCCCUCAUACGAGACUUCAUCAUUAGAACGUGAUCAAGUGCAACAGACUUCUCUCUACCAGAAAAAAUCAGACAAGGCUUUUGAUUGGAUAAGUGAUGCUAUUAGCAAUUUUUCAGUUUCAAAGGACGAAAACAAAAGUCCUUGUCCGCUUUAUGACCAAGUGCCUGAUGAGAGUCAGAAUAAUUGGGGAUUUAAUGAUAAAAAUUAUAUAAAACCGCCAUUAUAUGAUGAAGUUCCAAUUGAGGAACAGAUUCAACCAAAAAUGAACAAAAAUGUUUCUGCUGUUCAAAAUGUUGAUGAUGACAAUAUUAGUUGGGAUUCAUUUGACUCUGAUUUUGACGAUGAUGAGGUUGAUACUGGCAUGGCGGCAUCAGCACCGUUGCCAAUACCAACAGACCCUGAUGCCCCACCUCUUCCUCCCAGAGAUUAUUUAUCAAGUAGUUUAGACUCUGGGAGGGGAACUUUUCAUAAAAAAACAGAAAAAUGUCGGAUAAAUCCUAUCUUACAGGAAGGGAAACAAUUGAGUCAUACUCAUUAUUUUCUUCUGGCACCACGGGAGGAAAAUCAACAACGGAAGCAGAAACCUAACACUGCUGAAAUAAAACCAUUUUCUGUUGACGGAACACAAAUAAAUGAUAACCACCGAAGUUCAACAGGUAGUGAAUAUCAAAAUGUUCCAAAUUUAAGUCUUCCUGGAAGUAGGUUGUCGUCUGCUAGUGAUGAUUUAUCUUGGAUGAAACCGGUAGAUAGUAAUAGAAAAUCAAGAAAAUCUUCAGCACCUUUGAACAUGCAAAAAUCUAGAAAAGUUCAAAAUGUUGAAUUCCUUUCUACGUCUCCAAGAGAGAAAGUUUUUUCCGUUAUGAACUCUGUCAUUGGGGUCACUGAUGAGGAGUGUCAUGCGGCAUUGUGCCAUGCAUCAUGGGAUACUGAAAGUGCAAUAAGAUUUUUAAAAACGGAACAGUUAUUUCGUCUAGGAAUAACACGUAGAGAAAAAUGUGAAAAACUUCUAGAUGCAUUAAACUGGAAUCUUGAACUUGCUAGUUCAGUAUUAUUAGAUGACGUUAAAUCCCCAUAUUCAAUGGAGUCACAAGUAUAGUUCAAUGGAUUUGAAUAUUGAUAUUACAUGUAUAAGCUUCACAAAAAGCUUGUCUGGCACCUUUAUUUAUUAUUAUAUAUGUUUUUACAUUCCCCCUCUUGAAACAUGAGAAAACCUUAAAUCUUUUUUUAGCUUGAAAUUUUAUAAAUUUGACAAAUAAAUCAUUAAGUUAUUGCAUAAACAAAUAUUUGUUUAGGUCUGGCAACCUUUUUUUAAAGCUAAUACUUUUUUAAAGACAGAAAAUAUUCUGUAAUAUUUGUGACUCAGACAUCAAUUGACCCCCUUAGUCAAGUCAAUAAAGUGUUUGAGAAUAAAUAAUUUUAUUAGAAAAUAAUUUAGUUCAGAUUCCUUCCCUUAAUGUGCGAUUAGAUUUAAACAGAAAAACUUGG